Molecule: messenger RNA, 1282 nt
Organism: Alligator sinensis (Chinese alligator)
Lineage: Eukaryota; Metazoa; Chordata; Crocodylia; Alligatoridae
Gene: MSRB3
Product: methionine sulfoxide reductase B3
Exons: 7
Coding region: 191-745 (184 amino acids)
Biological process (GO): protein repair; response to oxidative stress
Cellular component (GO): cytoplasm
Molecular function (GO): peptide-methionine (R)-S-oxide reductase activity
Source: RefSeq, a predicted model, not a curated record
UGACUCACAGGCUUUGACACUAGCCAGAUGGCUGCGAUUGGUAGGCGCACAGGCUGCCUGGUACUGCAGUUGAUGAAACAGAAUAGGAAGACGUUUUAUGAUCAGCUGCGGGAGCACAAUAAGACUGCAGCUUUGCUAGCUCUUGCCCCUGUUCUUUGCCUCUGGUUUUGUUGGUGAGGAUAUCACAGUGAUGUCUGCAUUCAACCUGCUGCAUUUGGUGACAAAGAGCCAGCCAGUGGCCCUGCGAGCCUGUGGGCUUCCCUCAGGGUCAUGUAGGGAUAAAAAGGACUGUAAGGUGGUCUUUUCCCAGCAGGACCUGAGGAAGCGGCUGACACCCUUGCAGUACCAUGUCACUCAGGAGAAAGGGACUGAAAGUGCCUUUGAAGGAGAAUAUACACAUCAUAAAGCUCACGGGAUAUACAAGUGUGUUGUCUGUGGAACUCCAUUAUUCAAGUCAGACACAAAGUUUGAUUCCAAUUCAGGUUGGCCUUCAUUCUUCGAUGUGAUCAGUCCUGAUGCAAUUACUUUCACUGAUGACUUCUCCUAUGGGAUGCACAGGGUUGAAACAUCCUGUAAUCAGUGCGGUGCUCAUCUGGGGCAUAUCUUUGAUGAUGGGCCUCGACCAACUGGCAAAAGAUAUUGCAUAAACUCUGCUUCAUUGUCUUUCGAGUCUGUGGACAAGAACAAUGCUGGAGAAGGCAGCAGUAGCACCAGUCCUGCUCAAACAGAGAAAAGCGAGCUGUAGGACAGAGGGCAAUCUGUAGAAAACUGUUCUUAUCCCACAUGGCUUAUGAAGAAUGUUUUUCCUGAAUUGCCAGCUAUGUUAUAUCAUAAUAAUUUUUAAAUGUGUUACACUGGUCUGCACUAUCUAUUUUUUUUCUUUCUUUGUUGAAACUGAGGCCUUGCCUGCCAAUCUGCUUUACUGUAUAAUGGAUCUAAAUAUUUGUUGACUGCCUUGGUUUUCGGGGGGGAUUGCUUUGGGGAAUCCUUAAAAUAAGAGGCUUUGACAUCAUUUGUUUUUAGUUUCUUCUUGUUGUUUUGUUAUUGUAGAUCUGAACUAUUUUCCUUUUUGUUAGGGAGAAGGGAGUUGUGGUUAUCUUCAGUCAAUAGGAAACUCUUGAGCAUAAUAAAGGGUGUCUCUAUAUGUGCAAAAAGGCUGCUUCAACAUGCUGUAAUUAUGUGUUGGAGCAGACUCAAUUAAUCAAGUCUGCUGGAGCAUGGGAAUUACUGCGCUCCAGCAGACUCCAGUGUCACAUAUAUUAGUAUCCCUGCACUGAAAAAU